Messenger RNA from Clonostachys solani, 1101 nucleotides. NCBI's taxonomy places the organism in Eukaryota, Fungi, Ascomycota, Sordariomycetes, Hypocreales, Bionectriaceae. The record is from the annotation of a GenBank genome assembly.
AUGGUAGCAUUGAGCCAACAAGAUCAUGGUGUCAGCAGAGUCAUUGAGCUUGCCGGAGAGGUGCACAUGAUCCGAGCAAGCGGGCCAUUCGAGCUCGAGAAGCAACGUACAAGGUUACGGAACCUUGCAGAUGAGCAAAUGGAAACAUGUGCCCGGCAGAUGAGAUACUACUUCAAGGUCAAGACAUGGGCUAGUGGGCCCAUAGCCUGCGCGCUGAUUUUGAUGGCGGUAGAUGCAGUCUUAGACAAGUAUUUCGAUCCAGUCGCAUCGCUGAUGCCAACCAUUUCCGGCUUCGUUGACGAGACGCUGAAACGUGGUUCGGAGUUAUCCCCCUUUGAUGAAGACCUGAUACGACUUGUACAGUUGACAGAUUCUGUAAAUGCAGUUUCACGGUCGGUAUACCCCUUUGGCUCUAACUUUACCACCCGAUCCUUCUUAGGCGAGAUCCCUUCGGCAUCCCACACUAAUGCCACUAUACCUUCGCCCCUGAACAACAACGAUGUCGACUACAUACUGGUAGCGAUGUGGUGUUGGGGAAAUCUUCAAGGGAGGAUGUUUGACUGGGUCUCCGAAACUAUAAAUCGCCCAUCCACCCAGCUAAGCGCUGAGCAGAAGGUCAGAGGAUUAGAAAUCGUGUGCGAAGCCUCAUCACUACAGGUGAGAUUGCUCCAAUGCUUCCUGCAGCUCGGCAGAAUCUCAGAGUCAAGCUAUCAGCUGCUCGCUCCAUACAGCUACUGGGUCCUCAUCGGCAUCUCUCAGCUGCUCGGGCACGAGAGCUGGAAGUUGCUCCAGUGUGGCCUCCCAGUCAUGGCACGGGACCAACUGCACAAAUACGCGCUGGAAAAUGUGGGCUGCAUCACUACCAUCGUGAAUCGGACUGGCUUGCUGAAUGGCGUUAUAAUGCCGUUGGUGUUCUCGAUGGGGUUGGAGAUGGUGUCUUACAAGGACCGGAGGAGGGUGCUGGACAUUCUGGACGAACAACAGGCUCGAAACUUUGGUCUUUCUGGGCUUUUCCGGAGAGCACUCUUGGAUGCAUAUGCAGGUCAGGAUUUAGGCAAGCAAUAUAUGGUGCGUAGUAUCAAAUAUUUACCAGGGACCUGA